CAUACUCAAGGUCGUCACUGAUCAUUAUAUAAUUUUUGAAGUAUGGAUCAGUUAUAUUCUUGAGAUAAAUCCUGGAAGUAUCCAAAAAAAAAGGAAAAACAAUCCAAACCGAAGGAUAAGUCUGAAGACUCAAAAAUCGGUAGAAGUGGACCAUUGAUUCAAAUAUUUAAAAAGAAGAAUUAUACACCAUUGGCGCUACCACCACUCUAUUAAAAAUACAUUUAUUUAUAGAGAGAGAAGAGUCUGCUGCAAUUACUUCGUGCCAUGGAGGUUGAGAACGGCAAUUUCAAUAGCAACAACAAGACUAAGGAACAAGCUGAAUUUUUUAACAAACCUCCCGGGUACAGAUUCCUCCCAACAGACGAAGAGCUCAUCGUCUUUUACUUGGAGAAGAAAGCAUGGAACCAGCCCCUGCCAAUUAACAACAUAGUGGAAGUUAACCUAUAUGCACAUAAUCCAGAUUUUCUUGCAGCAAAAUACAAGGAUUAUCAAGAAGAUCAAUUAUACAUUUUCACCCCAAGAGAUCGAAAGUAUCGAAAUGGAAGACGGCCAAAUCGAGCUGCUGGUGAUGGAUAUUGGAAAGCCACGGGAGCUGACAGGAAAAUCAAAUCCAAGGGAACCGUAGUUGGGUAUAGGAAGGCAUUGGUUUUUUAUAUAGGAAAGGCUCCAAAGGGUAAAAAGACCAACUGGAUUAUGCACGAAUUUAGAGUCGAGGAUUCACCCUGUAGCGGAAGAGGCUCAAAUGGCAUGAGGGUAUGUAGUUUUUCAUCCUUUUACUAAUUAACAUAUAUGUUCGUU
This is a messenger RNA of Juglans regia (Persian walnut), 798 nucleotides long. Its product is annotated as NAC domain-containing protein JA2-like. Lineage: Eukaryota; Viridiplantae; Streptophyta; Magnoliopsida; Fagales; Juglandaceae. Gene Ontology annotation, biological process: regulation of DNA-templated transcription. The record is from RefSeq and is a predicted model, not a curated record. Bases 265 to 780 code for a protein of 171 amino acids. Gene Ontology annotation, molecular function: DNA binding. The transcript has 2 exons.